CUCUGCCCACCAGAAGCUCUGUGCUGCCGUAUGAGAUCUCCGUUUCCCUCUCCCACGCGCUCUCACAGACACCUGCCGCUCCCGGCGUCGGAAAGGAUUUGAGAAAACCAGUUUGAUCUGUCAUACAAGACCCUGAUUCGGCAAAUAUUUAAGCUGAAACAUUCCUGAUGAAGACCUUGAAUUCUGAGAAGAUUUAAAAACAGGAAGUUUGGGGAUCAACCAUGGAUCAUAAGGCUGAGGAGAAGAGAAAGCAGCACCAUAGCUGGACUUUAUUGGAACAAGUAAAGAGAAUGAAGGAAUCAACAGAGAUAAUUGAUGUUGUCCUAGUCGCAGAAGGUGAGAAAUUCCCCUGCCAUAAGGUGGUGCUGGCUGCCUUCAGUCCCUAUUUCAAAGCCAUGUUUACCUGUGGCUUGGUUGAAUGCACACAAAGAGAAGUGGUACUGUAUGACAUCUCUGCAGAGAGCGUGUCGGUAAUACUCGAUUACAUGUACAGUGCAGAUUUGCACCUCACUAAUCAGAACGUGCAGACUGUUGCGCUUGCUGCGUAUUUCAUGCAGAUGGAAGAUGUUUUCAGUAUAUGUCAGAACUACAUGAUGGACCAUAUGGAUGCUUCCAACUGUGUGGGCAUCUACUACUUUGCAAAUCACAUUGGUGCAGAAGAGUUAUCUGAUCAAGCGAGGAAAUACUUAUAUCAACAUUUUGCUGAGGUGAGCUUACAGGAAGAAAUAUUAGAGAUUGAAUUCCAGCAGCUGUUGACUCUCAUAAAAUCAGAUGAUCUGAAUAUUUCCAGGGAGGAGAGCAUUCUGGACCUUGUCAUUAGGUGGGUCAAGCACAGCAGAAAGUCACGUGAAGAACAUCUUAUUGAGCUCCUGAAGCAAGUGCGACUGGUACUUGUCAGCCCUUCCUUUCUCGUGGAAGCCCGGAAAAGGAACACAAUGAUCCUGUGCAAUUCAGAAUGCAAUGAUAUGUUUGAGGAAGCACUGAAAACCAUCAAGCUAUCCAGCCACCCUUCUCUCAGCCUGCGAUACGGCAUGGAGACUACUGAUCUCUUACUCUGCAUCGGCAACAAUUCUCUCGGCAUUAGGUCAAGACACGGUAGCUAUGCAGAUGCCAGUUUUUGUUACGCUCCUGCAACACAAAAGACUUACUUCAUUUCCUCUCCAAAGUAUGGAGAGGGCUUAGGAUCUGUUUGCACUGGUGUUGUCACUGAAAAUAAUGAUAUUAUUGUGGCAGGAGAGGCAAGUGCCAUCAAGAUGUCUAGACAAAAGACUAGGAACAUCGAAAUUUAUAGAUACCACCAGCAAGGAAACCAGUUUUGGCACAGCCUGUGCACCACUCAGCUCCGUGAACUCUAUGCACUGGGCACUAUCCAUAACGAUCUCUAUGUAAUAGGAGGGCAAAUGAAAGUGAAAAAUCAGUAUCUGGUCACAAACUGUGUGGAGAAGUAUUCCAUGGAGCAAGGCACCUGGAGAAGCACGGCACCUCUUCCAGUACCAUUAGCUUGCCAUGUGGUGGUGACAGUGAAGAAUAAGCUCUACGUGCUGGGUGGAUGGACACCACAGAUGGAUCUGCCUGACGAUGAGCCGGAUCGAUUAAGUAACAGAACGUUUCGGUAUGACCCAGGCCAAGACAAAUGGACAGAAGGCGCGCCAAUGAAGUACUCCAAAUACCGCUUCAGCACAGCUGUAGUCAACAGUGAGAUUUAUGUCUUGGGAGGAAUUGGGUGCCUUGGUCGUGACAGGGGACAGACACGGAAAUGUCUUGAUGCAGUGGAGAUUUAUAACCCUGACGGAGACUUUUGGAGGGAUGGACCUCCUAUGCCUUCUCCCCUCCUCUCCUUACGAACAAACUCUACCAGCGCAGGCUCUGUGGAAGGGAAGCUCUACCUCUGUGGAGGAUUUCGUGGAGCAGCUCGUCACGAAGUUAUCACCAAAGAGAUCCUCGAGCUGGAUACGUGGGAGAACCAGUGGAACGUGGUGGCCAUCAACGUCCUCAUGCACGACAGCUAUGAUGUUUGCCUUGUCGCUAGGCUGAACCCGCGGGAUCUUAUCCCUCCUCCCCCCGAUUUAGUGGACCAAUAGAAGUUCAGUGACUCUCAGUGCUUCCAGAUUCUGCAAAAACUGAAGAAUUUGGAGAAGCAAAUGCUGCAUUGGCUCUGGAUGACAGCUGAGUCCCAUGGAAAGGAGCUGGCAACACAUGCUUAAGGACAGAAUUGCCUUUGAGCUGCGCUUCUCAGACGAUGCUUAAUUUGCUAGUACUGGUACUCUGGACUUCUGUGAUUGAAAGCUGAGGUCGCCCAGCCUUUGUGUGUGGCUCUGGUCUUCCAUCUGCCUGUGCAAGCUCCAGCAUUGGGUAUAGCCUGGGCUUCUGAGACCCUUUGCCUCCAGGCACAGUGGCAGCCCAGGGCUCACUUCACAGCAGAGCAUGACAUAUGAAGGAAAGCUCUAGCCAGGGAAAUCCCUCCUUUGCUGUUCAUCCCACCUGGUUCUGCUAAGCUACCGCGGAGGCUAAGAAAUGUAUUAAGUCAGCUGAUGAUAACCAGUCCAGCUGUACGAAAGGGCCAGACUGUACUUGACUGAUGCAGGAGCAGAAGGACGACAGAGAAGAGCCUUUGUUUGUUUUAAACAAAAAAACAUUAGCCAAGGUUCAUUAGCCAAGUACACCAGCUACUGCAAACAUUAUCUAACCCACAGACAGGAGAAUCAAGAGACCCUGUCUUUGCCAACAGAGCUGAGCCUGUGCUAGUAGAAAACUAGUCUUUUGGCAACAAGUCCCAAGUGAGUCUUCCAGCAGGGUUAGUAGGCAGCCUGUACCAAAGACAAGAAGAAUCCUAAAUUCUCCCAUCGAUCCUACCUGUUACAAUGUCUGGUGUGACCAGAACCUUGAAGUUCAGUUAGAAAACCCUCUUCCUUUGAGAGAUGGAGAAGGGGUUGUAAACCAAAAAGUAAUAAAUGAGACCAGUAUUAUCUACAUAUCAGCUUUGCUGCUACAGGGAAAGGAUAGAUGUGCUAAACAAGAAAUGUUUAUAUAAUAGUAGCUGUUUUUAUAGAAGUAGCUUUAAUGAAGUAGCAUAAGGUAAAUUCUCUACCAACAGAAUGGGCUAUAAUCACAGGGAAGAGGAAUAAUUCAAACAGUGUUUCUUAAGGCACUGUUAGCCUUUAUAGGGCUUGAAGACAGUAGGUUAGAGAGAAAAUUGUUACCAGUACUGCUAUCCCAUUUGAAUUACCAAUAACUAUUCGUUAGUUCUCUGGUGCCUACCUUAGAGUGUAUCUGUCUGUCACUGCCUGGGCAGUAUGGACAAGAGAACUGGAAAUCUCAGUUGUGCUCUUGGGCCAAAAUUGCAAAUGAUAGUAUGCUGCAAUGCAGAGUGAAGGUCAGAGGCAAACACUAAGAGUAAACUAUGAUAUAGUACAAGAAUGAUCAUUGUCAGCAAGAAGUUGCUUUUGAUGGCUACAAAAGCAGCAACAAAACUGAAAGGAAAUAAUUGGCAAAGAAAUGAUGGAAUCCAUCAGGUAGUUCAUCUGUAGUUACUUGCAGGACUUGCGCUUCAGAGCAUCUCCAUUUUCUUUUUCAAUUGCAUUUUAGGCUGCAAAAAUGCCAGCUGGUUUUGUUUGGUUUUUUUUUUUUUUUUUUUUUUGUCUGCAAUGCUUAUGGCAGAGAGAGAUGGAGAGGGUGACCCAAAAGCCCUUUCCCAAUUCUGACUUUUCAGAUUCAUGAACUCUACAAUAUCCAGUGGGAAUAGUAAGCUGUCAUAUAAAAACAAUUAGCAGGAAGGUCACUAAAGUUUACCUGAUAACUGUAGUAGAACACUGAGGACUGCUCAGACAAUAAGGGAGUUGGUGGGGGAGAAACUAAGGAAAACAUGUAGAAAAGCAGUAAAUCUAUGAGCCUUACAGCUAACCUCUUGUCUCCCUUUAUGUUUCCCAAGCAGAAUGAGUGUCACAGCCUAAACACAUACUGUUGUGUUUGUAACAUUUCUGUAUCAUCCAGUCAUUCUUUUUUCUUUCCAUUGUUUGUAUGUAGGUCAUCAUCUGUCUAGAACAGAGCAUGAACUUCAGUGGUACAAAUCAGUGACCAGUUCCUAAGGGCAUCUUAACCACUCUGGUUGCUAAAUGCAGUUGUAGGUAUUAGAUCAGGGAGGCAAACUCUGCUUUAAUAUGUUUUUAAACAGAAUCAGUAGAAAGUUCUUCCAAUUAACCAUCCAAUAUUGGAAACUCUUUUUUUUUAACUUUUGUUGUUACUGCAAAGUAAAGUUAAUCUUGUUCUAAUUUCUCUACAGAGCUCUCAAGGCAGCUGGAAGCAAUGCUCUUGAGCAUCAGUUAAGUGUUUCCUUGUGAAAUUCCAAAUUCUGCAACUGUAUCUACUGAUUUUGCUUCUUUCACCUUUUUUGUUUUAAGGAAGAAUGUUUUCCAGUUUUUUUUGUCUUUGGUCUCUGCUCUGUGGUCUAUCCCUGACAAUUCAAAUCCUCCUGCAGUUUAAAGCCUGAGUUAAUCUACUGGAUUUCACUCUCUGAAAGACAGUCUACUUGGAAUAUUUCAAGGGGAGAAGGGAGACUUUUGCAGGCUUUCAUUAGUCAUAUUCGAACAUAUAUGUGGAACACAGCUGAGACUCCUCUAUUAAACUUUUAUUCCAGUAGUGAGCUGGCUGUUUCUUUCCCACUUCAUAUGUUUUGCUUUUUAGACUGAUAUUUAAUGAGCUGGAUGAAAGGAAAGUAUGUACUCUGAGAAGGUCUGUCUUGAUAACCAAGGGGAGUAAUUGCAUAUGUUUUAUAUACUGGCCUUGCAAUCAGCUAGCUUGAGCUGUAGUGGGCAGUUAACAGGUUUUUCUUCAUGCGCCACUGGCAAGUGAUCUGCCCUUGCGUGCACCGAGCAUCACGUUUCCUGCUGCCCAUGGGGUCUGACUGUUAGUGGGGACUUGUGUGUCUGUGUCUAUCAGUUUCUGCCCAAGUCCAGAUGUCCAGCACUAUAUACCAAGUAAGGAAUUGCUGUCUUCUGGAUUAACUAUCUAGAAUGAGGGCACUAACUAAUUAAUAUUGUGUGGGCCCAAAGUAGUUCACGGUUUGCCCUUGGGGCGACUACAAUUUCUAAUCCAAUACUUGGAAAUGAAAGUUUGACCAAGGAAGGAAGGAAGAAGCAGAAAGCAUGCUUAUUGAGAGGUACAGAUCUCAGCCAAAAUCCUUCUGAGAGUAUAUGAAUACUGCAUGUCUGAUACAUCCAUGGGUAGUCUCACAUUGCUGGGAAAGUCCUUUAAGAGUCUUAAUUUCUGCUAUUACAAAUCCUGAUGAAAAAAAAAAAAAUUACAGAA
Messenger RNA from Aquila chrysaetos chrysaetos, 5304 nucleotides. It is a transcript of the gene KBTBD12, whose product is annotated as kelch repeat and BTB domain containing 12. The transcript is spliced from 7 exons. NCBI's taxonomy places the organism in Eukaryota, Metazoa, Chordata, Aves, Accipitriformes, Accipitridae. The coding region runs from base 222 to 2081 and encodes 619 amino acids. The record is from RefSeq and is a predicted model, not a curated record. Gene Ontology annotation, molecular function: protein binding.